Molecule: messenger RNA, 795 nt
Organism: Cajanus cajan (pigeon pea)
Lineage: Eukaryota; Viridiplantae; Streptophyta; Magnoliopsida; Fabales; Fabaceae
Cellular component (GO): plasma membrane
Source: RefSeq, a predicted model, not a curated record
AUUAAUUUGCAAGUAUAAUUCUUACAUUUGCUUGGCUGCUGCUGCAAAAGGGCAAAUAACAUCUUGAGCUACCAUACUUGAGCCAAGGUAUAUAUAGCAGAGAUCAGUUACAAUGAACGUUGAAAGUGAGUCUAGAGAAGAGAUGAAAGGGUGCAGAAGAGUUUUAAGAAAAGUAGGGAAUUGGUUGGAACACAAGAAUAAUGGUGAAUGGUUGAAGGACAUGAGGGGGAUGCUAAGCUUGGUGGCUACAGUAAUCGCAACUAUGACCUUUCAAAGUGCUCUUAAUCCACCAGGUGGUGUUUGGCCAACAAAGGAGGGUUUAGUUGAGACAUGUUCAUCAUACAAGCAAGUAUUUCCGAAUCCAUGUCCUGGAGAAGCUGUCUUAGCUUUUAUCAAACCAGACAAUUAUGCUGUCUUCCUAUUUUUCAACACGUUAUGUUUGGUUUCAUCUUUGGCUCUUUGUCUCUUGCUGGUAAGUGGACUCCCUCUGAAUAACCGAUUUUUCACGUGGCUUUUCUCGAUAGGGAUGUGCAUCACCCUCACCAGCCUCACUCUAACCUACUGGUUUGCUGCGGAAAUGACCACCCCACACCCCGUUUUGAGUGCAACCUCCAACAUGUUUAUAGUAGUUCUUUAUAUUUGGAUUUUACUCAUAGGACUCCUCACACUUUUCCUUUGCCUGCGCCUAUUUGUUUGGAUUGUCACUAAAUGCAUUAACAGAUGCAAACCAUGACAUCCAAUCUUAUUCAGGCAAUCGCAUGUCCAACUUCCUUGUUUUUGGACUAUAGUACGUUG